CUGCAAACCGCAAAAUGGCAAACGUCAGCUAACCCGACGCGCUCAUGUGGCAGCUGUCGCUUAGGAUGAGGUAAAACGGCUCGUUCACACGGGACACCGGAGGAAUUUUCAAGAUACGAGGAGGAGAAAACUGUCAAUGGUCGUGAACACCAAAACAAAUCAGUUUUGACAGAGAGGAGAUCGAUAUGGCGCUGAGGGAGCUCAAAGUGUGUCUCCUGGGGGAUACUGGCGUUGGAAAGUCGAGUAUUGUGUGGAGAUUUGUGGAGGACAGCUUUGACCCAAACAUUAACCCAACAAUUGGGGCGUCCUUCAUGACCAAGACGGUGCAAUACCAAAAUGAACUACACAAGUUCCUGAUCUGGGACACAGCGGGGCAGGAGCGGUUUCGUGCUCUGGCACCGAUGUACUACAGAGGUUCUGCAGCAGCCAUCAUUGUUUAUGACAUCACAAAAGAGGAGUCCUUCCAAACACUGAAGAACUGGGUGAAGGAGCUGCGUCAGCACGGGCCUCCUAACAUCGUGGUUGCCAUCGCUGGAAACAAAUGUGACCUAUUAGAUGCCAGGGAAGUGCCAGAGAAAGAUGCCAAGGAUUAUGCUGAUUCCAUUCAUGCCAUCUUUGUAGAAACCAGCGCCAAGAACGCCAUUAACAUCAAUGAGGUGUUUAUAGAGAUAAGUAAGCGGAUCCCCGUUGUAGACGCAGCAGGAGGAACUUCAGGAAAAGGUUUCAAACUGGGACGUCAGGCCUCAGAGUCUCGCAGGACGUGCUGCUGAUGAUGCCGGUGACUGUUCCCACAUGACCUAUGACCUGACCUUAUUCUCUGCGUCCCUGACCUGCCUCAGUUUACGGCUCUACGCGCCCUCAGACAUCCUGCCGGGUGCAGCAGUGUCACUCUGAUGAUGAUAGUAAAUGCAUUUUUAAAGCACUUAAAGCAACACUAUGUAACUUUUACCGGGGAACAGCGCCCUCUGCAGCCACGUGUGAUGAUAAAUUCAGAUUUAGCUGGAGCUUUAACUGCUCACAAUACACAGCAACUGAACGGGGAAUAUUACAAAUGACCCCUGGCUUCCUGAACUAGAGGAGCUGCCGCUGUAACAAAUCCACCAAACUCUGCGUAGAAUUCCUCAUAUUUUAAAAGUUUCUUGGCUAAAUAUUGAACAUAAACUGUAGUUUUUAAUGACUUGGAGUCUUUUUAAAUUAUCUGCAGUUCAGCGUGAUUCUGACAAUUUAAGCUGCGACUAUCAGUCACAUAAACACAGGAGAUUGUCACAUAGAGCAAGAAGAGAAGUGCAGGGUGAGGAGUGGAAAUUCUCCCUAUUCCAAGUUAAUGAACCAUCAAACUAAUGUUGAAUCUGCUAUUUCAAGGUAAGAAAUAUGCAUAGUGUUGCUUAACAACAGCAAAUCAUCAUGUGUCAUCUGCAAGUUGCUUUCAGGUGAAAUACUUUCAGAGCACAGACAAACAUGGUUGCACAAAUAUAUUCAUUUGACAGGGAAAGACUCAUACACAUAUAUUCUGGCUUCUAUAAUGGACUUCAGUCUCUGUGUGGUAUGUUGUAGUCUCAUGUUGACCAGAGACUCAUCAUAUUCAUUCAGAAGUCACUUGUACCUGUAAAUUUGUACAAAUAUAUUAUCUUUCAACAAAAAGGGAAUUGACAAUGUUUAAAUCUCAACAAAUUAUUUUGAUAAUAUUUAAGUUAUUGCCUUUAAUUUCCUGGGAGACCCUCUCCCCAAAACUUAUCAACGUUAUGAAGGAUCCAUCUUUAUAAUUAAUGUGUAUAAUCAGUAAUUAAUCGGACAUUUCUUAUCAAAGAGAUUAUCAACGUUAGUACCAAUCUCUCAUCUUAAUGUUUACUUGAAGGAUCAAAGUGAAGAAAGAUUGUGCAUGCUUGAUUUAAAUUUAUAAUUUUCAUCAAAGCAAAAUAUCAAAAAGGCAUUUUGAUCUAAACCACAAUCACACAGUCAGGUAGGCAGAAAAAAGGUGCGUAUGCAUCUGCUUCCUUUUAAUAAUACAAUUAAUAAUGAAAAUAAAAAAUUAAUAAUGUUGGAAUUGUUCAACAUUUUUUGGAAGCACUCUUGAGAUAAGAAUAUUGAUUCCUCUCUUGCGUCUGCAUGAGCCUGGAGCCAGGAGCUGUUUUGCAUAGCUCAACAUGAAGACUAGCUGUUUCCACCUCUUUCUGGUCUUCAUGCUAAGCUACGCUAACCAAAUGUUUGUUAUUGCCAGUUAAUGAUCAGAUGUGAGAGUGGUUUUGAUCUUCUCAUCUGACUUUCCACAAAGUUAAUAAGCAUAUUAUCCAAACUAUUCCAUUAAAUCUAUAAUUAGUUGUUCCUCUCUCUUUGCGGGCAGGAUAUUUUGAUCAUCGAUUGCCCCUGGACAAUAACAAUAACUUAGAAUUGUCGUAAAAUGUCAAGCCAACAGUCCUCGUGUUCCAAUGACAGAGCUUUAAUCAGGGCUGAAAUCUCUGACUCUGCUGGUUGUCUUGAAGCUGAUUAUAAGAGAGCAGUUCCAGCUGCUCACAUGUGUUCCACAUUUCCACUUGUAAUUGCUGAAGAUCCAUGAACAGGCUCUUGUGUAUGAUGUACCCCACAGUGCACAGAAAAUCCUGCUGGUUGUUUCCAAAUAUUACUCAAGCUUAAUUUUCCUCAAAUCUCAUUGUAACUUUCACAUUCAACGGUGUGGCCGUCUGUCUGCAGCCUUUCGCUGCUACUUACUAGAAAUUUUACAGGAGAGGCUAGUAUUUCUGAGGUAUUGCCAAAUUCUUUAAUUGUGUGAUAAAUAUUUUUCCUCCCCCCCCCCCGCUCAAACAUCUAAAGUUGUUUUACUGCCUGCCCUGUGAUGGAAACAAUACGAGAUCUGGAAACUAGACUUAGUUCAGAGGAAGCUCCGAUUUUCGAGCUUAAAUCUCCCCGCAGCAGAAGUUUAUAGGUGGAGAAUCAGAUGUUACACUGUGUUGACAUGCUGACCCCUUAAUGAACCUUCUUUCCAUUCCAGUCUGUAUGCACCUUGUUCCAGCGUCUGACUUUCCUCUCUCUCUUUUCUGUGUUGUUCCUCUAAAUGACAAACAUAUUGUAGAGCCAGAUUUCAAUCAUUUUACAGUUACAGCUUUCACAUCAACACCUUUUAAUCCAGAAAAAAACACCUUCUUUCUCUGCCAUCCUUAUGUUAUGUUACAGCAAUCUCAUUUGCCUCUGAUAUUGCUUGAACUUCAGCAGCAGUUGAUCCAUGAGCCCACACUGACUCAUGAUUCAUUCUGUGUAUUUCAUGUUUCCCUGGAUCUCAUGAGCUCCUUCGGCCCCAAAACCUAUUUUCAAACUUGCCAAAAGAAAUGCAGAUAUAUUCUUAAUAACACUGCAUCUGUGCAUUUAUAAACAUUAAUUGUGUGCUUUUCUAGAAAGACACAUAAUUUUGCCUUAAGCAUCUUAAU
Molecule: messenger RNA, 3419 nt
Organism: Paralichthys olivaceus (Japanese flounder)
Lineage: Eukaryota; Metazoa; Chordata; Actinopteri; Pleuronectiformes; Paralichthyidae
Gene: rab22a
Product: RAB22A, member RAS oncogene family
Biological process (GO): vesicle-mediated transport
Molecular function (GO): GTPase activity; GTP binding
Source: RefSeq, a predicted model, not a curated record